GGAAACCACAAGCGGAGUGCAAGGUCGCAUCCGGGCUGCUAGCUGCAGCUCGCGACUGGCAGCUUAGGGUGGACCUGGGGAGGCAGCUCAAGUUCCCGGAGCACAAUGUGAGGACGUCGCUCAGACCAGAUAUGGUGCUAUCAUCAGACUCCUCAAAGCAAGUUGUGCUCCUAGAAUUGACAUUCCCUUGGCAAGACCGAGUGGAAGAGGCUCAUGAGAAGAAGAAGAGGGCCAAAUACCUGGAAUUGGUAGGGGCCGAAACACCCUGUGACCAUGGGUUCAUCACUGACGAUGUGUCCAUGCCACACCUUUCAGACAUGGCGCUGACGGUGUGGUGCUUGUCAUUCCGGCAGCCGUACGCCGGUCUGGUUCUGGACGGCGUGAAGACGGUGGAGAGCCGCUGGCGCCCGCUGCUGGCACAGCUGGAGAACCAGACGCUGGCGGUCCACGUGGCGCGGCGGGACUGGGAUGGCGAGGAGUGGCGAGCAGUGCUGAGCGGACCGCGAGGGAUGAAUCCACCGCAGAUUGGAGCGCUGCUCGAGUCCGGAGACAGGUUCGGCCGCGGCGUGGUGGCAGGGCUGGUGGAUGUGGGCGAAACCUGGCAGUGCCCGGCCUCCCUGCAGGGGGCGGGGCUUCAGCACCUGGAGCUCUCGGCCGUUCUGAUUGGUCUGCAGGAGAAAUACCUGACUCACCUGUCCAACCCUCGCUGGCUGAAGGAGCCACUGAGCGCCCCAGGAGGUCGCGACCUCUGGAGCGUGGAGAUCCCCGUCGAGCUGUUACCAUGACGACAAGUAAUCAGAAUAUGGCCUGCUCGUCCAACAGGAAGUGAUCAUCGCUCUGGGAUGUGUCGUGUCCUCACGCCGUCACUGACGACCAGCUGACAGGAAGUAACUCACGGCGAGUGUGAUGUCAUACUUGUGAUGUCAUGAUGCUGCUCUGUGCCCUGGGGCCGCACUGACAGGCUGAAGGUUCAUUCCAAGGAAUGUUUCAUAAACGUCGGGUUCAAACAGGUGAAAUACAGCGAGAUGCUGCUGACAUAAUGUCUUUGUUUCUGUUUCCUGUUUGUCCCGUCACAAUAAAGCUCAUCAUGUCUGUGUUUCUGUUUCCUGUUUGUCCCGUCACAAUAAAGCUCAACAUCAGCUCCA
This is a messenger RNA of Centropristis striata (black sea bass), 1145 nucleotides long. RefSeq lists its product as uncharacterized. The record is from RefSeq and is a predicted model, not a curated record. Bases 132 to 785 code for a protein of 217 amino acids. Lineage: Eukaryota; Metazoa; Chordata; Actinopteri; Perciformes; Serranidae. The transcript is spliced from 3 exons.